Messenger RNA from Apodemus sylvaticus (European woodmouse), 1700 nucleotides. It is a transcript of the gene Bckdha, whose product is annotated as branched chain keto acid dehydrogenase E1 subunit alpha. Gene Ontology annotation, biological process: branched-chain amino acid catabolic process. Gene Ontology annotation, molecular function: oxidoreductase activity, acting on the aldehyde or oxo group of donors, disulfide as acceptor. The coding region runs from base 28 to 1368 and encodes 446 amino acids. NCBI's taxonomy places the organism in Eukaryota, Metazoa, Chordata, Mammalia, Rodentia, Muridae. The record is from RefSeq and is a predicted model, not a curated record. The transcript is spliced from 9 exons.
AGAAAGGAGGAGUGGCUAUUAGCCAAGAUGGCGGUAGCGAUGUCUGCGGCCAGGAUCUGGAGUCCGAGCCGCGGCCUGCGCCAGGCUGCCCUCCUGCUGUUGGGGCGAUCUGGGGUUCGGGGUUUGGCUAGAUCCCACCCCAGCAGGCAGCAGCAGCAGCAGUUCCCAUCCCUGGACGACAAGCCCCAGUUCCCAGGGGCCUCUGCGGAGUUUGUAGACAAGCUUGAGUUCAUCCAGCCCAAUGUCAUCUCCGGCAUCCCCAUCUACCGUGUCAUGGACCGCCAGGGCCAGAUCAUCAACCCCAGUGAAGACCCCCACCUGCCCCAGGAGGAGGUGCUGAAGUUAUACAGGAGCAUGACCCUGCUCAACACCAUGGACCGAAUUCUCUAUGAGUCCCAGCGGCAGGGCCGGAUCUCCUUCUACAUGACCAACUAUGGCGAGGAGGGGACACACGUGGGCAGCGCCGCUGCCCUGGAGCGCACGGACCUGGUGUUUGGCCAGUACCGGGAGGCAGGUGUGCUCAUGUACCGGGACUACCCGCUGGAGCUGUUCAUGGCCCAGUGCUACGGCAACGUGAGUGACCCCGGCAAGGGACGCCAGAUGCCUGUUCACUACGGCUGCAAGGAGCGCCACUUCGUCACCAUCUCCUCUCCACUGGCCACGCAGAUCCCUCAGGCGGUCGGGGCAGCCUAUGCUGCCAAGCGGGCCAAUGCCAACCAGAUUGUGAUCUGUUACUUUGGCGAGGGGGCAGCCAGUGAAGGGGAUGCCCACGCUGGCUUCAAUUUUGCUGCCACCCUGGAGUGUCCCAUCAUCUUCUUCUGCCGGAACAAUGGCUAUGCCAUCUCCACACCAACCUCUGAGCAGUACCGUGGGGAUGGCAUAGCGGCUCGGGGCCCUGGGUAUGGCAUCAUGUCAAUUCGUGUGGAUGGCAACGAUGUGUUUGCGGUGUACAAUGCCACUAAGGAGGCCCGACGACGGGCUGUGGCUGAGAACCAGCCUUUCCUCAUCGAGGCCAUGACCUACAGGAUUGGACACCACAGCACCAGUGACGACAGCUCAGCGUACCGGUCAGUGGAUGAGGUCAACUACUGGGACAAGCAGGACCACCCGAUCUCGAGGCUGAGGCAAUACCUGCUGAACCAGGGUUGGUGGGAUGAGGAGCAGGAGAAGGCCUGGCGGAAGCAGUCACGAAAGAAGGUCAUGGAGGCCUUUGAGCAGGCCGAGCGGAAGCUGAAGCCAAAGCCAAGCCUCCUCUUCUCCGACGUGUACCAGGAGAUGCCCGCCCAGCUCCGCAGGCAGCAGGAGGCGCUGGCCCGGCACCUGCAGACUUACGGGGAGCACUAUCCCCUGGACCACUUUGACAAGUGAGGCCCAGCCACCACGAGGUGGUCCAGCUGAGUGGAGCAGGGGUACCAGCAGGGUGCUACCCCUCGGCUCGUCAGCGCUGCGAACACGCUGAGCAGCCAGGGUUGCCCUCCAGCCUGUCAUGGGGUGACCUCUGUUCCUGCUCCCCCAGGCCACUUCACUGGGGCACCAUGUUUGCAGUCACUGCUGCAGCUCCGUCACUCCCUUCACCUGUUACAGUGCCUUUGAGGGGUGGGUGGGACCGGGGCCAGGGAAGACCCUCUGGGCAGGGUGGCCCUGGAUUUGCCCAGAGAAAUAGCUAAUUGGCAGAGUAAGUAAACCACAACUGCCUUUGA